ACGGUUUGAAAACGUCUGUUUGUUUGCAUUAUUUUAAAUUUUGUAAACUACGAUAUUUAAAAAUAUAAAUUUUGGUCAUAUUUUAUGCUGUUGCUGAUAAAAAAUGGAAAAUUCGAUUAAUGAACACGAAGUACAACAAUCUAUACGGUCGCCACCUCGACGGAGACGUUCAACGUUUUUUGAGAGGCGAGAUUCUUUGGGACCGCAAUUAUUAUCAGGAAGGACAGAGGAAAACGUGACUAAAACAGAUGCAGAUAUCAACGAGAAUCAUAAACAAGAACUCCAAAGUUAUUAUGAACAACUUUUGUCGGAAAAAGAGCAGUGGAAAAAAGAAGUUAAUAACAGGAAAAAUAGAUAUCAUGACCUGAGACUGCAGUACCAAUUAGCAGUAAAAGCAUCAAGUAAGGCAAAGAUAUGUUAUUCUGCAUUAACAAAUGAAGAUAUAGAAUUUUUAAAAGGCAAAGUUAAUAUAACUAAACUGGUUGACAGUCAAACAAAGCUGCACAAAUCUGUUAGAGAAUCACAUGCAUUAUUUAAAAGGGCUGCUGAACUAGAUAAUGUUAUAUUGAGUCAUUGUGAAAACAGAAUUAAGCAAAUUAAUGAAUAUAUCCUUGAUAAUAGUUCUAUAGAACCAAAGACGUGAAAGUGAUCAAAUUUACAGAUAAUAAACAAAAGAAGAAAUAAAUAUGGUCCAACAAAAUGUAAAUGAUUUAUGAAAUGGGAUGCCAUUUAUU
Papilio polytes (common Mormon) is the source of this 734-nucleotide messenger RNA. RefSeq lists its product as uncharacterized. The record is from RefSeq and is a predicted model, not a curated record. The transcript is spliced from 4 exons. The coding region runs from base 104 to 643 and encodes 179 amino acids. NCBI's taxonomy places the organism in Eukaryota, Metazoa, Arthropoda, Insecta, Lepidoptera, Papilionidae.